Pisolithus orientalis is the source of this 537-nucleotide messenger RNA. RefSeq lists its product as uncharacterized. NCBI's taxonomy places the organism in Eukaryota, Fungi, Basidiomycota, Agaricomycetes, Boletales, Pisolithaceae. The transcript is spliced from 2 exons. The record is from RefSeq and is a predicted model, not a curated record. Bases 1 to 537 code for a protein of 178 amino acids.
AUGGAUCAGCUUGUGUCCUUCGAAGCCCUCCUCUUCCCAUCCGACGGUCGCAACCCUCAUAUGGUCCCCCUCAUGACCAGCCCCGCGACGGUGCAGGAUCCACUAGCACCGUACAGUGGACUGCCUGUCCGUAUGCCUCAUCCCGAGGUCUACAUGGACUACAUCGCCGAGGGACUUGGACCUCGCGCUUGGAGCUACCACCUUGUGGAAGCGUUGGAUUGCAUGAACAAGAAGUUUACGCAUCCAUAUGUUAUAUUCUACCCAGUCGUGUCCCGAGACGGAAUGCCCUUCCCAGUCAACAAGUUCAUCCGCGAAAUUCAGAUUCAGGGGAAAUCAUUCCGAGAGGCAACCGCGUGGCGAGGCAAUAUCAUCGUAGCAAAAUACCGAGAGAGCCCCUUCUCGUCAAUGGUAAAUGGAUCCAUUGCGGAUUUCCCUAUCCUGAGAAAUUACUUCUUAACCCACGGAGUACCUGGCGCGCAGACACCACUGCCAAUGAAUCAGGGCCAUGUUAAUGCCAUCCACUCUGCAUCCCUCUAG